ACGGGAGGGCGGAGCGAGAGUCCGAGGGAGUCAUCUUUGCAAACAGAGACGAUCUCUGCGCAACGGCGCCGUGUUUACGGUAGACUGCAGACAGUCCGCGCGGGUACCUGCGCGUUAAUCUGCUAAACGAACUACCUGCGCAGCCAUCAAACGACGGGAAAACCUUAGUUAACCCACGGACUCAAUUCCACCUCGAUUUUUCUUCAUUUAGGAGGCGUAUUGGCGCUCUCACGACAACACGGCGCGUGGAUGAUGACCGGCUGAGAAGAAGGAGGAGGAGGAGAAGGAGGCUGCGGUCUGAAACCAGAUUUUACCCUGGAUGUUCCUCCCAGACGCGAUGCUCCUCGCACAACUAGGCUGCGUUUUAACGUAACAUGUCACGGUGUUUCCAAAUCCACCCCCCGUCUCCUCGUGCUUAAGGCGCGCGGCGGUCUGAGCCGCUUUUUGCCUCCCGAGGACCCUCCAGCAGCGGGACGCUGAAGGUUUUUUCUUUUUCUUUUUUUUUUUCUUCCACCAGAUAUGGAGCGUGAAGAUGUGGAUUAUAGAGGAUACCCCCGCUCCGCGCUAGUCGACACGCUCUCACCGCACACAUCGGCGUGGCUGAGUCUGUGGCGGGGGAAAGGGGGGCUAUGAGCAGCCGCCGCGUGUCCAGUGGGAGAAAUCGGUGAUUUUCGGAGCUCCCGUUGGGUUAGCUACCCCGCUAUUAGCUGUUAGCAUCAUUAGCCGGCUAGCAGCUAAAAGGUGCUGACCGCAGAUUAAAAAAAAAACGUUCCAACCGUCCCCCCCGGGCUUCGGCCCCCCUUCACCCCGGCACCAACUAUUUAUUUGCGGGAUUUGAGCGGGAUUUUGUGCUUCAGGAAUGAGGCCUCCAGUGGAAACGAGGCACUUGACCUUGUUUUGGGGUCUGAUGCUGGCUCUGUCGUCCUGCCUCCGGCCCGCCACCGCAAAGAUUUGUGGGCCCAGCAUCGAUAUUGGCAAUGACAUCAACGAAUUCAGGCUUUUGGAGAACUGCACAGUGGUGGAGGGCUACCUGCAGAUCCUCCUUAUUGGCGACAAAAAUAACAAUGCCAACCAGGAAGUCUUCCGCUCCCUCAGUUUCCCCAAGCUGACCAUGAUCACCGAUUACCUGCUGCUAUUCCGAGUGUCCGGCCUGGACAGCCUGAGCACGCUGUUUCCCAACCUCACCGUCAUCCGGGGUCGAAAUCUCUUCUACAACUACGCCCUGGUGAUCUUUGAGAUGACCAGCCUGAAGGACAUUGGGCUGUACAACCUGAGGAACAUCACACGCGGGGCCAUCCGGAUCGAGAAGAACCCGGAGCUCUGCUACCUUGACUCCAUAGACUGGUCUUCCAUCAUGGAUGCGGAGUUCAACAAUUACAUCGCUGGGAACAAGCAGUCCAAGGAAUGCAGCGACGUUUGCCUGGGCGUCACGGAGAACAACCCUCUUUGCAGAAAGGCGAUGAUCCGGAACAGCUACAGCUACCACUGCUGGAACUCCAAUCAGUGUCAGAAGGAGUGUCCUCCAAGUUGUGGAAGGCGAGCUUGCACCGCAGAGGGGAAGUGCUGCCACCCGCAGUGCCUGGGCAGCUGCACGGCUCCCGACAGCGACAUGGCGUGCGCGGCCUGCGUGCACUAUUUCCACCAGGGCCGCUGUAUGGCGGACUGCCCUCCGGGCACCUACCGCUUCGAAGGCUGGCGCUGCAUCAGUGCCAAAGUCUGCUCCAAAGUCCACCACCCAGACUUCGACACCUUCGUCAUCCACAUGGGAGAGUGCAUGCCCGAGUGUCCGUCCGGUUACACCCGCUCUGCCACCAACAGCAUGCACUGCACAGCCUGCGACGGUCUGUGCGAUAAAGUCUGCGACGGGAAGGUCAUCGACUCCAUGGAUGCUGCUCAGUCUCUCAAAGGAUGCACCGUCAUCAAGGGAAACCUGCACAUCAACAUCCGCAGAGGCCACAACAUGGUGGCCGAGCUGGAGAGCUUCACGGGUCUGAUCCAGAGGGUGACGGGUUACGUACGGAUCACCCACUCCCACACCCUGACCUCCCUGGCGUUCCUCCGCAGCCUCCGAUACAUCGAUGGAGAGACUCUACUGGAAGACAUGUACGCCUUCUCCGCGUUCGACAACCAGCAGCUCCAGUACCUCUGGGACUGGAAGCAGCACAACCUCACCAUAAAAACCGGAAAGCUCUUCUUCCGAGCCAACCCGAAGCUCUGCAUGUCCGAGAUCCGCAAGAUGUGGACCAAGACGGGCAUCCGGGAGCAUUUUCAGGAGACAGACUUCCGAAACAACGGCGACAGAGCCAGCUGUGAGAGCACAAUCCUGCGCUUCAAGUCCAACAGCACCCAAAGCACCAGGAUCAUCCUGACGUGGGAGCGCUACCGACCCCCCGACUACCGAGACCUCAUCAGCUUCAUCGUGUACUACAAGGAGGCACCCUUUCAGAACAUCACAGAGUUCGAGGGUCAGGACGGCUGUGGCUCCAACAGCUGGAACAUGGUGGACGUGGAGCUGCGGCCGGAGAAGGAGUCGGACCCGGGAGUCCUGCUGUCCGGCCUGAAGCCCUGGACGCAGUACGCCGUCUUUGUCAAAGCCGUCACCCUCAUGGUGGAGGACAAGUUCAUGCCCGGAGCCAAGAGCAAAGUGGUGUACAUCCGCACCAGCCCGUCGCCGCCCACCAUGCCUCGGGAUGUUCGGGCGUACUCCAACUCCUCCACCCAGCUGGUGGUCCGCUGGUUGCCCCCCGUCUCACCCAACGGGAACCGGACCUAUUACCUCGUAAGAUGGCAGCAACAGGCGGAGGACCGGGAGCUGUUCCAGCACAACUACUGCUCCAAAGAGCUGAAGAUCCCUGUAAGGAUUGCUGCCAAAGGGGUUGGAGACCAAGAGGAGGAGACGAAACCCACAAAGUCCGAUACCGAGGGGGCAAAUAAAGGCCCGUGCUGCCUCUGCCCCAAAUCCCCUGAAGUCCUGGAGGCGGAAGCGGCCGACGCGUCCUACAGAAAAGUCUUUGAGAACUUCCUGCACAAUUCUAUUUUUACGCCAAGACCGGCAGAUCGGCGCCGUAGAGACGUUUUUGGUAUUGCUAACUCCACUUAUGUGGGGCGCCACAAGUCCUUUAGCAACGCCAGUGCCGACCCCCCCCCCCACGCAGCCGGAAACGGCAGCGGCGGCGCCGAGCCGGAGCCAGCCGAACGAGAGUACGAGUUCCUGGAGCAGUCCGUGACGGAGCGCGAGCUGCAGAUCUCCGGCCUCCAGCCCUUCACCGUUUACCGCAUCGACGUUCACGCCUGCAACCGACAAGUCAAGGAGUGCAGCGCGGCCGAGUUCGUGUUCUCCAGAACCAAACCAGCCGGUCAGACCGACAGGAUCCCGUUCGCAUGCCGGUCUGUCGGAAAACGGCUGACGCUUUUUUUAAUAUUUGGUUCUACAGAGAAGGCCGAUGACAUACCGGGCCCGGUGACCUGGGAGGGCCACAAAGACUGGGUGUUUCUGCGCUGGCCCGAGCCGACCCAUCCCAACGGGCUCAUCCUCCUCUACGAGAUCAAGUAUAAACUGGCUGCAGAGAGCGAGAAACACGAGUGCGUAUCCAGACAGCUCUACCAGACUCAGCAGGGGAUCCGGCUAACCAACCUCAGUCCAGGAAACUAUUCAGUCAGAGUGAGAGCCACGUCAUUGGCCGGCAACGGCUCCUGGACGCCGUCACUGGACUUCUACGUGGCUGAAAGAUACGAAACGGCGCUGUACGCCAUGAUCUUCGUUCCCAUCCUCAUCGUCGUCUUGAUCAGCUGCAUGGUCGUCAUGCUGGUCGCCCUCAACAGGAAAAGGAACAGCGACCGGCUUGGAAACGGAGUCCUGUACGCCUCGGUGAACCCGGAAUACUUCAGCGCCGCGGAAAUGUACGUACCAGACGAGUGGGAGGUGGCCCGCGAGAAGAUCUCCCUGUGCCGGGAGCUGGGUCAGGGGUCGUUCGGCAUGGUGUACGAGGGCGUGGCCAAAGGCGUGGUCAAAGACGAGCCGGAGACCCGGGUCGCCGUCAAGACGGUCAACGAGUCGGCCAGCAUGAGGGAGAGGAUCGAGUUCCUGAACGAGGCUUCUGUCAUGAAGGAGUUCAACUGUCACCACGUGGUUCGACUCCUGGGUGUGGUCUCUCAGGGCCAGCCCACCCUGGUCAUCAUGGAGCUGAUGACGAGAGGAGACCUGAAGAGUUACCUGCGAUCACUGCGGCCUAAAGAGCAACAGUGGUCCAGCCUGUCUCUUCCUCCUCUGAAGAAGAUGCUUCAGAUGGCGGGGCAGAUCGCCGACGGCAUGGCGUACCUCAACUCCAACAAGUUCGUCCACCGAGACUUGGCAGCCAGGAACUGCAUGGUGGCCGAGGACUUCACAGUUAAGAUCGGAGACUUUGGCAUGACCAGAGACAUCUACGAGACGGAUUACUACCGUAAAGGCGGCAAAGGUUUGCUCCCCGUCCGCUGGAUGUCGCCCGAGUCCCUGAAGGACGGCGUCUUCACCACCAACUCGGAUGUCUGGUCGUUUGGAGUUGUGCUGUGGGAGAUCGCCACCCUGGCAGAGCAGCCGUACCAAGGGCUGUCCAACGAACAAGUGCUCCGCUUCGUCAUGGAGGGGGGGCUGCUGGAGAAGCCGCAGAACUGCCCCGACAUGCUGUUUGAGCUGAUGCGAAUGUGCUGGCAGUACAAUCCUAAGAUGCGUCCGUCCUUCGUGGAAAUCAUCGGCAGCGUGAAGGAUGAGCUCGACCCGUCUUUCAAAGAGGUCAGUUUCUAUUACAGCGCCGACAACAAGCCCGCCGAGGCCUCGCAGCUCCACCCGGACAAGCUGGAGCCCUCAGAGGACGCCCCCCUGGACCCCCAGACCCCCCAGCAGACCCCUCCGUCGCCCGGCUCAGAGGGCCUGCCGGCCUCCUCGCUGGCCCCCAGCCCCCUCUCAUCCCCGUGCACGUCGAGCACCGUCAUGGACAAGCAGCCCUCCAGCCAGCAGGCGGCCAAUGGGCUCUCGGGGGCGGGCCUUCCGGCGGCGUCCGCCGGCUCAAGCGUCACACUUCGGCCUUCUCUGGACGAACUGCCUCCCUACGCUCACAUGAACGGAGGGCGCAAAAACGAGCGUGCCAUGCCACUCCCACAGUCCUCAGCCUGCUGAUGUGCCCCCCAUCAGACUGCAUCCUCCCCCGCCACAACCGGAAGAGUCCACGUCUCCAUGGCAACGAUUAUGGUGUCACAGCAAGAGCUUCUUCAUCAGAUUUCACAUGGAUCUGCUGUAGCUCCAAACAUCUCUUUAGUUUCACUUCCUCCCAACAGCGGGGGGCGCUAGACGCUGCUUCUGCUGCUGCUGGGCGGGAAAACCAAAAAUCUGAAGGAACUGCUAAAGGAUCAUUAUCCCUGGGGGAGCGCUUUCUCUUUCUUCAUGGCUAAACUUAUUUUAUAAGAAAAAAAAUGUUGUUUGUUACGUUUUUUACUUGUUUCCAAAUAACUAAACAGAAAACGUGGGCCUUUACAAACCAUCCGGUUCACUUUUGGAACGGGCAUUACAGAGAAAGCAUAUCUAUAGAAGGUGAAGCACUUCCGUCAUGCGGCGCCACUUCCUGUCCAACAACCAGAGGGAGGGAACGGUCAGCUCUGCCAAAUUAAUUGCCAAAAUUUCUACUGUUUUCAGAUUCUCUUUUACUCUCCAGCGUUGUAAGAAUAGACGCAAAAAACCCACAAAGCACUUUCAUCUGCCAAUUUCCACCAGGCUGCAAUCGGAGGGGGGGGCGUUUUUGUUUCUGCACGCCCCCCCCCCGCGUUACAACCUAGAACCUGCAGCUUUUUCCGUCUGAUCGCAACAUUUUGAGCCACACCUCCUCACAGACUGCAGCUCGGUCGCAGGUAAACCGCCGAGCGCUGCUGAUUCAGAAUUUUAUGAAAACGAGAACUCCAGAAGAAGAACGGCGAGGAGGACCCCCACCGCCGCCGCCGCGGUUCUCUUCAGAGACACUCAUGCACACAAGAACAGGUAUUUUUUUAAAACAUGUCCAUACUCCUCAAAAGUCACGGCUUCUACAUGUGGGCGGAGCAUUUAUGUACAUAAAAGUUGUUUGUCACUUUUCUAAGUUUUAUACAGUUGAAGAUUUUCAUCAUCUUACAGAAAGAAGCUGCUAUUCUGUAUUUCUCUUGUGGUUGUACUAUAGUCUAUAUCUAUAUAUAAAAGAGAAAAGACGACUCCUUCAGGUUGGAUUCAGAACAUUUCCACUGCGGUUCGUUUUCUAAUGCUCGUUGUUGUGUGAAGUGGAUCUGAGCUGGUUUUGUUUCUGCGGGGGAAAAGGUACGACAAUUUUGCCUUAUUAUUUGGAGCGCCAGUAACUUCCCAGCACCUGGUUGACGUUCUCCUUUUGUGUUUGUUCUUUGUUUGGGGAGGGGGCUUUGACAUUUAAUAUUUUUUUUGAAGGUUUGGACAAGACCUCAUCGGUCUGUUUAGAUCUCUAGUCCCAGCCAAAUCUCAGGUCACAGAGAAAUUCAAGUCUUUUUGCUCUUUUUUGGGGGGUGUUUAGCUCAUCCUGACUCCAUUUUUUUUCUUAUUAAAUUGAGCAAUCACUGAUCAAAUGUGUUGUUUGCUACCACAGUCUCUCCAGCUUUAUUUUGCCUUUAUGGAACCCAAAAACUGACAAAAAGUAGAAAUUAAUCUCAAUACAUCUUUUUAAAUUAGUUAAAAUUAGUUCAAGUAAUCCUGCAGGAUCCUCUUUGUCAUUUGUUCUUGUUUUCAUUUCCUGCUAGCUAACUUAAGCUAACUUUAGCCAUAAAAAUAACACCAGCCAAUCUCAUUCAAACUCGUACUGCAUACUGCCAUGACUGGAGUUAGAAUAUUGGAUCACAUCCCAACAUACCAACAAAGCUUUCUUUGUAACAGAGUUUAAGCUAGCAGAAAAAUGCUAACCGCUACUGCUAGCUAGAUUGAAGCUAAUACUACCAAGAAAACUUAGGAGUAAUAUGUAUUUUCUCAACAAAUCCACUAAAUUAUUUGCUGUUAAAUUCACCUAAAAUGGUUAGAAGACUCAAUUUCUUUUCGGAAGCAUUUAUUUUUUGGACUUUUAGCUAGCCACAUAGCAUGCUAACUGGCUAAAAUGAUACAUUUUUUAUUUUUAAAGGCUGAUUAAAUUUAAAUAUGUGUUGUAAACUUUUACAUUAUUCAUCAAUACUCCUGAUUGUUAAAAAAAACUUAUUCUAAUAAGAAACUGGAAAUUGAAAAUACCUGGUUAUUCUAAAAAGCUACAAAGUUCAUCAAGUUAUAAGUUUUUGUCGAAUAUGAGCACAGUUCAUUACAUGAAACAGGAACAAUGUAAGUUAAAUCUCAAAAUGAGGAAAACUGGAUAUAAAAUAAUGAAAAGUGAAUUAGGCGUUACAUCCUUAAAUUUAAUAUUUAGAUCCCUGACGUAUGUCCUUUUUACUACUUUUUGUCAGUUUAAGUGUUCUAAAGUUUCCAAUGUUAGUUUCCUAUAGAUCUUUUCAUUUGUCUGUAUAUUAAAGUAAUAGUUAUUUUGAAGAAUUAAGAUUUCCUGAAAGAAAAAGAAAUCACUGGAGGGACAAACUUCCGAGGAAGAUCAAAGAACUAUGUGUAAGUUUUGAUAGAAGUCUAGUGUAGAAGUGGAUCAAAUUUAAGUUUAAACUGGUCAGAGAAGACCACAUCAGUAAGAUUUAUUUGCAUCAAAAGGUACAUUAAGAUUCCCAGGCUUGGUGUUUGUUCACUAUUUAUUUUAUUUUCUUGAGAAGUGUGAAUCACUGUACAAAUCUCCCUAUUUCCUGUAAUAUUUUAUGUUUUUUUUGGUUAAUUUGAGAGAAAGUAUAAGUUGUUAUUCCUUCAACCAUCCAUCUACCUCACUGGUUUUUUUAUUUUUCAAACUUUUUACAAGUUUAAAGAACAUCUCAUCUGUUGUGCGGCUGUUUGGACAAUCUGAUUGGGUGUUGUUUUACACGGUCAAAUUCAAACCACAAACCAUUCUGGGAUGGGGUGGGGAAACAUGAUUUCAAGAGGGCGAUCGACUCUUUAAUUAUAUAACUUUCCUGUUGAAUUUAUCUUCAAAUCUUGUGAUUUUUUUCUGUAACAUGAGGACAUGUAUACCAUGAUUAAAAGCUGUAUCUGUUGGGUUUUUCUUUGGAUGUCCGUACUCUCAAGGACCAAAAUCUGCAUCUUUGGAGCUUUAAUUCGAUAAUCAAGAAAGCUUCUCCCGUCACUGCCUUCUGUUACCUUCCAGAGGCUCCAGUCACAUGAUGAUGCUCAUUUACAAACUUUAAGAGUCUCACUAUGAAUUAUGUUCAUCAAAUCGAACAACUUCCUUUCUUUUCCCUGAACUGUUUUUUUUUUCACCACCAGAACAAAACAUUUCUGACUGUUUGCUGUUAGAGGUUUGUUCACUCCGGUUACAGUCCCUGUUUUCCUGUUAUGAGCCUUCAUGUCUUAACAGAGCAGUUAGUUGUUGGAUGAGGAGUCUCACUCGUCAGAGUUCAACCACAGCAGACCAUUCCUGGGGUUUGGGUGGGCAUUUCAGUGUUUGUGGUCUGAUUUUUGCCUCAUUUACCACUGAAACACCUGUUAGAGCCGUCAAUGAGAACAUGAACGCUUUUGUUUUUCACUUUUUCUAUCUUCUUUUGUUCGUUAUAUUGACGGUCAAUAUAUUUUGAAAUGUAUAAAUUAUUCAUAGCCUUCCAAGUCUUACAUUUCUGUUGAAAUGAUGUGUUAGGCUGAGGUUUCAUUUUGAUUUUUUUUCUUUUGUACAUGCUGUUGUAAGAUUUUUCCUGUUAUGAAUAUAUACUGAGAAACCAGGAAAAAUGACUGGCUGAAAGAAAAGAGAAUGUCUAUUUCUCUUUGUUUCUUUUUUCUACACAGAUUUAAGAUGAAUAAAAAUGUAUGCAAACUGUU
Oryzias melastigma (Indian medaka) is the source of this 8905-nucleotide messenger RNA. RefSeq names its product insulin-like growth factor 1b receptor (gene igf1rb). Lineage: Eukaryota; Metazoa; Chordata; Actinopteri; Beloniformes; Adrianichthyidae. Gene Ontology annotation, molecular function: insulin receptor activity; insulin receptor substrate binding; ATP binding. Gene Ontology annotation, biological process: insulin-like growth factor receptor signaling pathway; positive regulation of MAPK cascade; regulation of JNK cascade. Gene Ontology annotation, cellular component: axon; insulin receptor complex; membrane. The record is from RefSeq and is a predicted model, not a curated record.